AUGCUUAAGAGGCUUUACAAUGGCAGAAGGGCUCAAUGUGAUAGAUUGAAAAAGCAAAUACUCACAUGCAUGUUCAGCAAGAGUUGAAGGAUGUCAAGCUUUGGCAGGUUCAUACACUUGUGAAAGGGCUGGAAAAGAUUGCUGCUAGUGCUGAUAUUCCAAUGUUGGUGUGUGGUGAUUUUAAUUCAAUACCCGGAAGUGCUACUCAUUCUCUCCUUGCAGCAGGGAAAGUUGAUCCAAUGCAUCCAGAUCUCCAAGUUGACCCUCUCGGUAUUCUGCGCCCAGUUACCAAGUUAGCACAUCAUCUUCCAUUGGUAAGCGCUUACUCUGCCAUUGGUAGACUUGGGGUAGGCCUUGGGUUUGAGCAACAGAAAAGACGAAUUGAUCCCACCACCAAUGAACCCCUAUUCACAAAUUACACUAGGGACUUUAUUGGUACCCAUGACUACAUAUUCUACUCAGCGGACUCUCUAACAAUAGAAUCCUUAUUGGAGCUGUUGGACGAGAAUAGCUUGAGAAAAGACACAGCACUUCCUUCUCCAGAGUGGUCAUCAGAUCAUAUAGCACUCUUAGCUGAGUUUCGAUGCAAGUCUCGAACCAAACACUCACUAGGAAUUGGUUUUCCCGGAGAAAAAAAAAAGAUAAAAAAGAGCGCAGGAACAAGUAGUAAGGAAUAAUUAAAGGUCAAAUUAUUUGUAUUAUGGCAUUCUAUACCAUGUCCCAUAGAAAAAAUUAUUUUGAUGUCUUUAAUGUCCUGUCAAAACUAUUAAAAAACAGUGGGAGUAUAU
Cuscuta campestris is the source of this 788-nucleotide messenger RNA. The record is from the annotation of a GenBank genome assembly. Lineage: Eukaryota; Viridiplantae; Streptophyta; Magnoliopsida; Solanales; Convolvulaceae.